UCUCAAAGUCAUGGAACUGGUGCCCCUCGAGCCGUUUGACGGUCCACCAACUUUUGCAAUCUCAGAUCCGCGCAAAAAAGUCGACAGUGGUCUACUAAAUCUACUAUUCCCGAAAAUGACCACGCUCUCAAUCUCGGAAAACGAGUAUUGCAGCGGGUUUCCCUUCAGGAUUAUGUCCCCUUCCUCGAGCUUCCCUUGGACACCUUCAAGGUGAAUGGAGCCUGCAGUCUCUACGAGGACGGCCUGGAGCAGCUGCCUCAGAAACCCAGCUUCCGCGUUUCAAACCUAAUGCUGUCAAUGUGUUGCAUCGCCGAUACGUGCCUCAAACCAUUUCUGCGGGGUUUCACUGCGCUAAAAUCCCUCCAUUACGAAGCCCUUGCCAUGGAAACCGACGAGAACUUUACCCCAGCACGACUCAUCGAUGCUCUGGAGUGCCAAGCGGAUACUUUGGAGAGUCUACACAUCGGCUUUGGGCAGUGCUCCUGGCUUGCGGAUGCGGAUGCGGACAGUCUCCUACAUAACCGGUUCAUCAGGAUGCCAAAAAGCCUUCUAAAAGUCCCGUCACUCGCCCAGUUUACCAAGCUGAAGCAUCUCGGCAUCCAGACCGAUCGCCUUGGGACCCUGCGGAACCUACCACCAAACAUCGAGACGCUGUGUCUUCGCGAAUCAUACUACUUCGAGAAGUCAUAUAUAGCCAUCGUAGCAGAAGAGUACCUCGAACAGCUUCUCUCUAUAAAGGCGUCUUGUCUGGAAAUCCGAUGCGUCUUGAAAGGCACGGGGGCCGCCUUAUCGAUCUCACCGGUCUGGACUACCAGCUAGCGUUUCGAUUCUCGCCCCAACCGUGGGUGUUUGCGUCUUACGAGGAGCUUGAGGAGAAUAUCA
Messenger RNA from Trematosphaeria pertusa, 882 nucleotides. RefSeq lists its product as uncharacterized. The record is from RefSeq and is a predicted model, not a curated record. The coding region runs from base 289 to 819 and encodes 176 amino acids. Lineage: Eukaryota; Fungi; Ascomycota; Dothideomycetes; Pleosporales; Trematosphaeriaceae. The transcript has 2 exons.